Messenger RNA from Perkinsus marinus ATCC 50983, 219 nucleotides. RefSeq lists its product as hypothetical. The transcript is spliced from 2 exons. NCBI's taxonomy places the organism in Eukaryota, Perkinsozoa, Perkinsida, Perkinsidae. Gene Ontology annotation, biological process: post-Golgi vesicle-mediated transport. The coding region runs from base 1 to 219 and encodes 72 amino acids. Gene Ontology annotation, molecular function: GTPase activator activity. Gene Ontology annotation, cellular component: periciliary membrane compartment; cilium. The record is from RefSeq and is a predicted model, not a curated record.
AUGCCGUCGGUCGCCCAAGCCAGCCGUCCGGACCCCAGAGACUUCAUAUUCAGCGGAAAAACUGGCGAGAAACUAAUCCGAAAACGCGGCGAAAUUCGCGGAUAUGAUUUCAGUAUCGAUCGAUGCGAGGCUUGUGUGAUUUACCUGGUGGACCACAUCUCACAGGUUUUCAUUGACGAGUGCAAAGAUUGUAAGUCCACUGGUGACUUCGGUGAAUAG